AUGUAUAAGAGUGAAGGUUGUGUGAACGGAUUUACUUUGAUUAACUUUAAACCACCACUUGGAAAACCAAAUUUCCAUGGGGUUAAGGUGAGUUUGCAGAUUUUCUGACGCUAUAAGUGGAUCUACAAAAAUAUAUAAUCUCGAAUAUAAUUAAAAAUAGUUAUAUAAUAAUAAUACUAUCGUGUACAUGUUUUUACUCUGUAUAGCCUGCAUACCGUGAACUAGCUGUAGCGGCUGUUGUAUAUUUUGAAAUUGAUAAAUUAUUUUUGAUUAUUUAUCCUAAAAUUAUUAAUUAAAUAUUUCUCGUAUGUUUAUAUUUUAAAAUGAGAGAGGUACGGCCUACGAAAGUGCAAUUGCCUUUGUGUGGAAAUCAUCACAUUUUUUGACUUAAGUAAAGAAGUUAUUCCCUGAUUUAAUUGUAAGGAUAGUUCUGCAUGAAAAAACUCUCACUGAAUAUCACACAAAGAUCAUUUAGAAAACUUUUAUGCGAUUUGUAAAAUAUCAUUUUCAUGAUUGUCCAAUUUAAAACGUCAUAAUAAGUUGGUUCACAUGGAAGAUAAGCAUUUUAAAUGUGAGAUAUGCAAGAGAUUAUCUAAACGAAAAUGUAGAUUUGACAGUAUAUAUAAGGGCUUAUACAGGUCAGAAACCAUAUAUACAUUUGAUGUUCGUGAAAAAUCGUUUUCUCCUUUAAACAUUUAAACAGUUCAAGUUUAAAUUAUCAUAAGUUAUUUUAUAUUAGAGAGAAGCCUUACAAAUAUACCUGUGUAUCAAUUCAUACUAUAGAGUGACUGAUUUAAAAAGACAUAAGUUAAUUAUUCAUAUUGGAGAUAAGAUGUGUAUAAGAAAUCAUUUGAGCUGAAAUUUAAUUUGGUAGUACACACAAGAACUUAUUCUAGUCAAAAACCUUAGUAAACCUUAAAAAUGUGACCAAUAUUAGAAAUUUAUUUUUAGUGUUUAUAAUAUUAUGUUGGUUCACACAAGAGACAAAUCAAUAAAAUGUUAUAUAUUUCAGAAAGAUUUUUCUCAAUCUCGAAAUUUUCAAUGUCAUAUGAAGGUUUAUUCUAAUGUUAAAAAUACCGACAAAGUAAAAGCUGAAUGAGUUGUGCACCAGUAGCGCCGAACCUAAUUCAAUGGAUGGGUAUACCCCCUAGCAUUGGUAGUUAAGUAUAAAACAUUGCAUAUUUUACAAUUAAUAAAAGGGGAAGUAGACAUAAUAUUACAAAUAAUGCGAACUAAUCUAUUGGCGUCAGUAGUAGAGUCAGACCUUGAUGCAUUUGUAUGCGAUACACGAAUACAAAGCCUCUAAAUUCAUAGGGCCUCUUCUCAUUCUAUAUGAAAAAAAAAAUUGUAUUCUUUAAAGAUAUUUUUGGUAGAUAUAUCGACUAAAUAUUGAAUAAGAAUUUAUCACGACCAUGCCGAAUUUUAAAAUAUACUCGAAGACAGAUAGAGAAAAAAAAAAGAAAAGAAAAUGUCAUCAAUGUUUCUAGUGUACAGGGCCUCUACUUCUUUAAAUUAGGUCCUGCAUAGCAUUAUUGUGUGAUUGCAUUAAAAGUAGAUAACUAUUUAACUAUAACUAUAAUACUAUUUAAUUAAUAGUAACAAAAAGUACCUUAUUAAUUUCUAAAUCUAAAACAGCCGCUACAACUAGUUCACGGUGUUGUACGCAGGCUAUACGGAGUAAAAACAUAUACACGAUAGUAUUGUUAUUAUUUAACUAUUUUUCAUUAUAUUCGAGAUUACAUAUUUUUGUAGUAAAAAAAGCUGUCUUAGGAUAAUAGGGACGGGUGCAGCCAUUAUUGUAGAUGAUAAUUUGGGAAGGUAGGAUACAGAAGGGAAUUUAAUGUACAUCUGUAAGCAACGAUAAACCAUAGCUAACGAAAAAAACAAUUCUGGACGGAGUUCAGUUGAUACUGAUGAUUUGUUAACAAAUAUAUAUAAUAUUUCAUACUAUGGUAAACUAAUUAAAUAGACAUUAUAUAUUUUCUUUAAUAACAUUUGUUUAAUAUUGAUCCGAUUUGCUCGUUUUUCCUAUGUUUUGUCCCAUUUGUUGAGAAAACUUCUGAGAAAAUCAAAAAAUUACCUCCUUAAAGUAUGUUCCUAGUCAUAUUUUCUUUAAAAUAAAAGUUCUAUCAUUGUAAAUCGGAGCAAAAUUGCUGGUAGAAAAGUUGUUCAUAGAAAAAAAAACCUUAAAAUUUUGCUAAUAUAUUUCGUAAAUUUUCCCGUUUUUUUCUUUUUGUUUUUCACAUUUGCUUUGAAAACUUCUUAGGAAAUCGAAAUAAUAGCAUAUGAGAAUAGUGGCAGACUUACGUUUUGAAAUCUGUCUUUGGUAUCUAGCAAGCAGAGUUGAUCAAAAUUUUAUCCAGAUGUUUAUUCGAAUAAUUUUCAAACAUAAUUAUUUGAAUCAUUUUUAUUUAUUUAAAAUAUUGGUUGGUAAUUUAAAAUACAUCCAUAUUAAAAACAAUAGUUGGCCUUGUAAUAUAUAAUAUAUCCUCUACGGCUCCAAUAAUAUUUUUUUAUAGAGUUGAAUAUUAUGAAAAUUAAUCGAAUACUAUUUUAUUUAAAUAAUCAUCAAAAUAAUAUUUAUUUAAAUAAUGUCCAACUCUGCUAACAGGGCAUUGGUUCUAAUUGUUAAUUUGCAGUCAGCCGUUUUGACUUCGGAAAGUCUUUUGACAAAUAGUAGCAAUAAUAAAUAACAACAGAAAGUUUAGAAAUAUUACAAUGUACAAUUAAUACAAUUGUUUAUUUUGUUUGCAUGUGACAAAGUUUUGUGUUUAAGCAUUUUGUAUUGUACAUUCGAAUACUAGAUGGUGCCCUCAGAGAUUCACCAGAAAAAAAAUUGUAAGAUAUUACUAUAAAAUCAAAACUGCUUGCAAACUUUUUAGAUAACUUAAAUAAAAUAUAUUUUCCUACUUAGUAUAUUGAUAGGGUUGUUUAUUGUUUUAGUGUGUUAUAUAAUUUUUAGUGUACUUAAUUGAUUAGGGGUCAAAAUCCAAACAUUUAGGUUAUUUCAUUUAAAGUAUUAAAUUAUAAUUAUUAAUGUAGAAACAAUUUUUACUAUAACUUCAAACUUAUUGACAGAUACUGUAUCUUUACCAUUUGUUGGCUGUGACGAACACAAUAUAGAAUUAAAAAUAUUAUAAGCUUUCAGAUUCCGAGCACAGCGAGGGAGCUAUUGGUUUUACAAUGCUGUUUAUUUUUUUCUCUUUCUUUAUUCUAGUCUGUAGACACGUUAUUUCCUAGUAAACUUAUUCCGAUUUUUACGUAUAGUACUUUUUUUGAAAGCUCAAGUUGUCUAGAUUGUACUUUAAACAAGUAAUUUUUUAUUUUAAAUUUUUAUUUUCGACGAUAUUUUUUAAAUAAAUGCACUUAAGUGGGAAAAAAACUUAGAAAAACGUAUUUUUCAUGAUUUCAUUAUUUGAUAAAAACACGGACGAGGUUUUCUACCAGAAAAAAAUGAUUUAAUCGAAAAAUCACAUAAUAUCUCUUUUUCUAAACUUUUGAGCUACUUUUGAGCUUUUAAGGAAUUUUAAUUUUUGGGAUUUUUUUGAUGUAAUUCAGUUAUAAAAAAUAGAUCAAAUCAAAUUUAAACGAAAAUCGCAAAAAAGAAAUAUGACAUUUCAAAUUAUGUAUUACCGAACGGUAAUCGGUAAUUGGAAUCGUCUUAUGUCAGCAAUGGUUUAUUUGUUGCUUAUAUAUAUAAAUGAAAUAACCUUAUAUAUCCUACCUUCUCAAUUUCUCUCCUACAAAAGUGGCCGCUCCCAUACCCAGUAUCAGCUUUUUUUUCAUUGAAAUGUGUUUGCCCUUUAUUGUAAAAUAUUCAAAGUAUAACGAAACUACUAAAUAAAGAGAAAAAAUUGAAUGCAAUGUAAAAAGUUAUCAAAACUGUAAUUUAAACAAUUUGUUAUUAUUUAUUUACAUAAGCUGACAUAGUCUUUUAGAUUUUAUUUGAAUAUACUAAAUAAUGUUUUAUAAUAAUCGUCUAUAAUUAUUUACUUAGGUUAACAGUUAUAAAAAACGUUAAUUUGAUUAACUUGGGAAAAUAAUAUUUAAGUAAUAAUAAUUCAUAUUUAAUUUGAAAACCCAAUGAGCAAGUACAUUGUCUUCCUUAUACUACAGGAUGAUUUACUAAGUUUGCUAAUCUUUUUUUUUUGGUUAAAUUUGUUUAUAUUCAAAUUCUAAUUUUUGGAAUUUUUAGGUCUAUUUAAAUUCGAUAUUUUCGAAUACUCAGGUUUUCCAUAAGAUAAAAGGAGUAUCCUGUGGCGAUAUCAACUUUGGUUUUUUAAAGAAGACCUUAUAUUAAAAAUUGCAUACUUGGAAGGAGUAUUAGUUUAAAUAAAUUUUGGUGUUAACAUUUUUGAUUUCCAUCAAUCUCCUUGAUGAGAUACUCCACUGUAAAUUUAGGCAGAGAAGAGAAUAGUGUAGUAUAUCAUUUGUAUGGCAGCACUGUAUGCGUCGUUUUAUUAGUGCAACCAAUAGGAAUUUUUUAAUUUUCCAGGGGUUUUCAUAAUAAAUGGAUAUAUCCGGAAAAUAACGUAGGAGAAACUGGAAAAUUUACGAAAUGUAUUAUUUUUAAAUCUUAAAUAUUAUGGUCUUUCAAAACAUGUAUAACCUAACUCCGCUCAAAAUUAAUUUUAGCAUUUAUAUACGUGUUCCGUAUCUUAGGAGUAGCGUUUUCAUAUUUUUACAAAGACUUAAUGUAUUAGUGUUCUUAGCCUUUUUUUGAUGUGGUCAAAUUUUUAAACAUUCUGGCUAUUUCUCAGCUUUAUAUAGACAUUUUAAAUUUUUGAAUCGCGGCAUUUCAGACACUGUUUCUAUUUCAACAUUUAAGAUAGUAUUGCAUCACGCUUUUCUAUAGAUAUAUUUUAAUUUUUGUUAUUUUAUCUCCAUGGCGUUACCAACGCAUUCACUAAUACAGUUUAAUGACAGUUUACACAACUGUUUUUUAUCAGAUUUUUUUUUUAAUAUUAGUAAUAGAAUUUAAAAUAAUAAUAUUAAAAAUAUUUGUUCGUGCGAUACAAAGAGUAAUAUUCAUAAAGCUUAAAAUAAUAAUAAUACUUAACAUUUUAUAAUUGAUUUUUUUAGGAGUCACAGGUUGCACCAUUAAAAUAAUGGAUAAUGUAAAUACUCAAGAAAGCACGAUCCAGAUUGAUGUGAAUUUAGUAAAAUUCGACAAUCCAGAAAUUAUUCUUAAACCGUCUAAAACACCUUCCAAUAAAGUACUUAAUAAUAAUAAUAAUAAUAAUAAUAAUAACAAAAAUAAUAAUAGUAGUAAUCGUUUCUCUCGUGAGUAUAGUUAUAUGGUUUAUGCACUGAAAUAAAAUCUACUAUAGGUGCUUACUAGAUUUAUUAUAUAUUUAUAUUAUUACUAUAUAAUAUAGAGUGUCUUCCAAAAUUCAGAGUUAUUUAAUUAAAAUUAUAUUAUAGGUAUAUACGUUUCAAAAUUUAAUAUGUCUAACUAAAUUUCAUAUUUAUCGAUUGGUUUGGUUGAAUUUGGGAAGGCAAGGCUAUAUUGUUUUUAAUAAAUUAAUAAUUUAAAUGUAUGUUUAUAUUUAGUAUAAACCAAAAGUUAGUCUGUAUGAGUGCCAUACUAGCUGAAUUUAGAAGGUAUCUAACCUAACCUACUUACGUAUUUACGACAGUAUAAAAAUAGCUUUAAUAUAGCUAAUGAGCCUGAAAUUGUUGUAGGAGAGAAAAACUGGGGUUGAAUGAAUAUUUUAAUUUAUAUAUUUAUAUUAUAUUUAUGCAACGAUAGAUAAACCAUUGCUAACGAAAAAGGAUUCUGAGCGAACUUCGGUUAAUUAUGUUUUGAAAUACCAUGAUGUUUACGAUUACAUACAUUUUUGAAUUUAAAAAAAAACUAGGUCCAUUUCCCUGGACCCCACAUUCAAAUUUCGAAAUGAAACCAAGAGUCUUUUCUUGUGCUGAUUUGUAUCGUAAGGCCCAACAUUUGUGUUAUCAAACUUUUCGAGAUACAGUCGUUUUCUUUAGGGUGAAUUGGGGAAAUUGUUGCAUCUCUUUACGACAUUUAGAAUAUCUAUCAUAAGUUCAUAUUUUGUAUGCAUAAUUUAUGUUUAGUUGUAAGCUAAUUGUAUUAGUGAUUUUGGUAUUUAUGUAUUAAGUACCGUCUUCUAAUCGUAUGGUAUAGGUAUCAGAUAAUUGAAUGUAUUACAGACAUUUUGUAAUUUGUAUGAUUCUAUAGUAGGUAUUUUAUAAAUUAAAAUAUUGUAAUAUUAUACUUAUCAGAAUAAAUAGAAAUCACUACAUGAAAAUAAAAAUAAUUAUUAUAUUUUAUAUUAAAAUUAUUUAUGUGUUUACCUUAGACAGAGAUGUUUUCGUACGAAUCAGUAUUUAUUUUGAUUUCUAUUGAUAAUCCUGUAAUAUUAUUGGCAGAUUUACUGGGGACGGUCCAGGGGGUCUGAAGCUCCCCUUUUAUUAGAAUCAAUAUAUUCUCGUCCAUAGUAAAAUAAUAUUAAACUUUAUCUCGUUGAACUGACAUAUAUAUAUAUAUAUAUAUAUAUAUAUAAUUAUACAUAAUUAGAUUUACGCUAAUUGUGUAACUCUAAGUAUACAUGGAGUAACGAUGAAACACAUGGUAAAUUGGUUACAGGAGUAACGUUUAAUAUCGAAUUGUAUAGCAAUUAAAUAAAAAGUGCUACCCGAUAGAAUUUUAUCUGCAUCAUUCGAAUAGGAAAUAGUACUUAUUAUGAACAUUUCUAUAGCACAAUUAAAAUGUGCAUACAACUAGCAUAAACUAUACUCAUAAAAAAAUUAUUAACUUUUGAUAGUUAUUAUAAAUGUCAAAAGGAGGUGCAACAUUUUACUCAGCAUACCUCUAAAAAAACUGCUUUAUUUCGGAAAGUUCAAAAUCACAAAUGUCGGGACUUAUGUUAAAAAUUAUCAUACAAAAAGCUCUUGGUUCCAUUUGAAAACUCAAAGGUAUGAGUGCCGGGAUAAUAGACCUAAAAACAACUAUAUUGCAGUCGACUUUUUUAUUUUGGCCACUAAAUAGAACUUAUGACAUCGUACAAAUUACGACUUUUCAUAAUAAUAUAUAUAACCGAAUUCGUUCAGAAUCGUUUAUUGUUAAAAAUGAUUUAACUUUUUUUGCAAUUAUAGAUUAAAUACGUUUAUUCAACAUUCCUAAUUUUUUACCUACAACGGGUGGGUUAACACUGACAACACCCAUUCCGAACCAUGAUCGGAAGAAUAUUUUUGGUAGAAAAAUUGUAAACAAGUAAAUUGAUACAAAAAAAAGUUAGAAGGAAGAAUAUAUGUAUGCAAUGAUUAAUCAUUGCUCACAAAAAAUGAUUCUGAGUUUUGCAUUAUUAGUCGUAUUAAUUACAUUUUUGCUAUAACUAUACAAAUUGACAGUUUUUUUUAAAGUAUUAAUAAAACUACUUAGGAAAUUAAAAAAUUACCACCCCAAACUAAAUCAAAAAUUCUGCAAGAAAGUUACAAUGAAAUUUAUAAAUAGUGCUAGAUUUAGAAAAGUUUUUUAUUGACACAAAAAAAAAUCUACAUCAUGGUAAAACCAUUACAUUCUUUGCUACACUUAGAAUAUAUAAAUUAUCUAUAAUCAAAAUUAUAAUAAAACAAUACUAAUAUAAUAAUUGAUUUCUAUUCAGGACAAAAAUAUAUGUGACAAAAAUCCUCUGCCACUGGGUCUGGGAGACGAUAGUGGGUUGAUGAAUGAAAUGAGUUCAGAAAAAGUUCUGAGCCUUAUAAUGCCACCUAGGGAAUGGGAAAAGGACGGUGUUACGCGUCGGCAAAAGAUUUCAAGUCAGCCAGCCACUAAAACCGAAGUGAAACAACUUGGCAUCAAUUUAGACAAUAGUUUAGGUCUGUAUAAAGCCAGGGAAGUAGGGAUUUGUCCGAUCAGACGUGAAGUGUACCAACAAUGUUUUAGUAAGUUGGUGA
This is a messenger RNA of Cinara cedri, 7917 nucleotides long. The record is from the annotation of a GenBank genome assembly. Lineage: Eukaryota; Metazoa; Arthropoda; Insecta; Hemiptera; Aphididae.